AUGAAUGCCCUGGGGACAUGUUUACUCUUGCUGAGCUCGCGAAUGCUGUUGGCGAGCGAAUUUGAAGUGGAUGCAAACUACCUUGCUGACUUCGCAGAAACCUCAGACUACAUCGACUACAAGGACCCGUGUAAAGCAGCUGCGUUUUUGGGAGACAUCGCUCUGGAUGAAGAGGACCUGAGACUUCUGACAGUGAAGCGGGAGGUGGACAGGAAUCAGCGGUCUGUCCUGACAGUCAACGAGACUGACGCAGUGAACGUGUCUGUGACCAACAGCAGUGCUGAGGCAGAGUUCAGGGACAGCCAUGCUCCGCCCCGCAGAAGGAGGGCGGCGACCUCCAGACCAGAGAGGGUGUGGCCAGACGGUGUCAUUCCCUAUGUCAUCAGUGGGAACUUCACCGGCAGCCAGCGGGCGAUUUUCAAACAGGCCAUGCGUCACUGGGAGAAAUUCACCUGUGUCACCUUCACGGAGAGGAGCACGGAGGAGAGCUACAUUAUAUUCACCUACCGGCCCUGCGGGUGCUGUUCCUAUGUUGGGCGGAGAGGUGGGGGACCUCAGGCCAUAUCCAUUGGGAAAAACUGUGACAAGUUCGGCAUCGUGGUGCAUGAGCUGGGCCACGUGAUUGGCUUCUGGCACGAACACACUCGACCAGACCGAGACGAACAUGUUAGCAUCAUCAGAGAUAACAUCCAACCAGGUCAGGAGUAUAACUUCCUGAAGAUGGAGCCAGGGGAGGUGGACUCAUUGGGGGAAGUUUAUGACUUUGACAGUAUCAUGCAUUAUGCAAGAAACACUUUCUCCAGAGGCAUCUUCCUCGACACCAUACUGCCCAAGUAUGACGUGAACGGAAUACGACCCCCCAUCGGCCAGAGGACAAGGCUCAGCAAAGGGGACAUCGCUCAAGCACGUAAACUCUACAAGUGUCCAAGGUGUGGAGAGAGCUUACAGGACAGCACAGGGAACCUCUCCUCCCCUGGAUUUCCCAACGGGUACGCAGCCUACGUCCACUGCAUCUGGAGAAUAUCCGUCACUCCCGGGGAAAAGAUCAUUCUGACCUUCACAUCCAUGGACCUUUACAGGAGUCACCUGUGUUGGUAUGACCACGUGGAAGUCCGUGAUGGUUACUGGAGAAAAGCUAACUUAAAAGGUCGUUUCUGUGGAGACAAGCUCCCUGGGCCAAUCGUCUCCACUGACAGCCGACUGUGGGUGGAGUUCCGCACCAGCAGUAACUGGGUGGGAAAGGGCUUCUCCGCAGUGUAUGAAGCCAUUUGUGGCGGGGAGGUGAAACGGGACAGCGGACAGAUCCAGUCGCCUAACUACCCCGACGACUACAGGCCGAACAAGCUGUGUGUGUGGAAGAUCACCGUCACCCAGGGCUUCCUCGUCGGGCUCAGCUUCCAGUCCUUUGAGAUCGAGAGACACGACAGCUGUGCGUACGACUACCUGGAGGUGCGGGACGGCGACUCGGAGAGCAGCCCUCUACUUGGACGUUUCUGUGGCUACGAAAAGCCGGACGACAUCAAGAGCAGCUCCAACCAGCUGUGGAUGAAGUUCGUGUCCGACGCAUCAGUCAACAAAGCUGGUUUUGCCGCUAACUUCUUCAAAGAGAGCGAUGAGUGCGCGAGGCCAGAUAAGGGUCAGUGUGAACAGCGCUGCAUCAACACUCUUGGGAGUUAUCGUUGUGCGUGUGACCCGGGCUACGAGCUGACCUCAGACCGCCGCAGCUGUGAGGCUGCGUGCGGAGGCUUCAUUACGAAACUGAACGGCUCAUUCACCAGCCCCGCUUGGCCCCGCGACUACCCCCCCAACAAGAACUGUGUGUGGCAGCUGGUGGCCCCAUCUCAGUACCGCAUCACGCUGCAGUUCGAGUCCUUUGAGACGGAGGGAAAUGAUGUGUGUAAGUAUGACUACGUGGAGGUGCGGAGCGGUUUGUCCGGAGACUCAAAGCUUCAUGGGAGAUUCUGCGGGACAGAGAAGCCAGAGGCCAUCACCUCCCAGUCCAACGACAUGCACAUUGAAUUCAAGUCUGACCAUACGGUGUCCAAGAAGGGCUUUAAGGCUUAUUUUUUCUCCGACAAGGACGAGUGUUCCAAGGAGAACGGUGGUUGCCAGCAUGAGUGUGUGAACACGUUUGGGAGUUACAGCUGUCAGUGUCGCAGUGGUUUCGUCCUGCACGACAACAAGCACGACUGUAAAGAAGCUGGCUGUGACCACGUCAUUAAUAGUGUGUCAGGCACUAUAACCAGUCCCAACUGGCCAGAUCAGUACCCCAGUAAGAAGGCCUGCACCUGGACUCUGUCCACUACUCCAGGUCACCGCAUCAAACUGGCCUUUAAUGAGAUAGACAUGGAGGCCCAUUUGGAGUGUGCGUACGACCACCUGCACAUAUAUGACGGGCGUGAUGGCAGGGCGCCAAGCCUAGGCCGAUUCUGUGGCGGUAAAAAACCGCCGCCCGUCGUCUCCACCGGCAACAGGAUGUUCCUGCGCUUUUUCUCCGACAACUCGGUGCAGAAGAGGGGGUUUGAGGCGACAUACACCGCAGAGUGUGGGGGAGUCCUGAGGGCAGAGGUCAAGACCAAAGACCUCUUUUCCCACGCUCAGUUCGGCGACAACAACUACCCAGGCUCCUUGGACUGCCAGUGGGUGAUUUCGGCGGAGAAGGGUUACGGGGUGGAGAUGAUCUUCCACACCUUCGAGGUGGAGGAAGAGGCUGACUGUGGCUACGACUACAUCGAGCUGUUCGACGGAGCUGACGUGAAGGCGCCAAGGCUGGGCCGAUACUGUGGAUCUGGGCCUCCAGAGGAGAUCUAUUCAGCCGGAGACGCCAUCGUCCUCAAGUUCCACUCCGACGACACCAUCAACAAGAAGGGCUUUCAUGUGCGUUACACCAGCACCAAGUUCCAGGACACGUUGCACACCAGUAAGUGA
This is a messenger RNA of Chanos chanos (milkfish), 2928 nucleotides long. It is a transcript of the gene bmp1b, whose product is annotated as bone morphogenetic protein 1b. Gene Ontology annotation, biological process: proteolysis. The record is from RefSeq and is a predicted model, not a curated record. The coding region runs from base 1 to 2928 and encodes 975 amino acids. NCBI's taxonomy places the organism in Eukaryota, Metazoa, Chordata, Actinopteri, Gonorynchiformes, Chanidae. Gene Ontology annotation, molecular function: zinc ion binding; calcium ion binding; metalloendopeptidase activity. The transcript is spliced from 20 exons.